AUGGCAACCAACGGAGAUACCAAUGGCCAGACCACUGGCACUGGCGAGGAGAAAAUCAACACAGACAUCAUCACCCUCACUCGAUUCCUGACGGAAGAACAGACAAAGCACAAGGAAGCCACCGGUGACUUUACGCUGCUUUGCCAUGCCCUCCAGUUCUCCUUCAAAUCCAUCUCCUACUAUAUCCGCCGUGCUUCAUUGAUCAACCUCACCGGUCUCGCUGGUUCUUCGAAUACGACAGGCGAUGAUCAGAAAAAACUGGACGUAAUUGGCAAUGACCUCUUUGUCGCCGCCAUGCGGGGAUCCGGAAAGUGCAGAGCGCUCGUCUCGGAAGAGGAGGAGGAUGUGAUAUACUUUGACGACAGCAAGGAUGCCAGAUACGUUGUGGCCUGCGAUCCCAUUGACGGAUCGAGCAAUUUGGAUGCUGGUGUCAGUGUGGGGACCAUCUUUGGGAUUAUGAAGCUGCCUGACAGCGUCGUUGGCAAGAAACCUUCCCCAGAGGACCUGCUGAUGCCGGGCACAGAAUUGCUGGCUGCUGGGUUCACGAUGUAUGGCGCCUCCGCGCAACUCGUCAUCACCAUGAAAGGUGGUUCUGUCAAUGGAUUUACACUGGACAAUGCCCUAGGAGAGUUCAUUCUCACACAUCCCAACAUGCGCAUUCCCAAGAAGCGUGCCAUCUAUUCCGUCAACGAAGGAAACUCUCUAUACUGGACGGACAAGACGAAGGCAUACUUUGAGUCGCUCAAAUACCCCACCGAAAAGGGCGGCAAACCAUACAGCUCCCGCUACAUCGGGUCCAUGGUUGCCGACGCAUACCGCACUUUACUGUAUGGAGGCAUCUUCGCAUACCCAGCCGACAAGAAAUCCCCCAAAGGGAAACUGAGGAUUCUGUAUGAGUGCGCGCCUAUGGCAUUAGUGAUGGAGAAUGCCGGUGGCAUGGCAGUUAACAGCAACAUGGACAGGAUGCUGGAGGUGAAGCCGGAAGGGAUCCAUGACCGAAGCGGAAUUUUCAUGGGGAGCAAAGAGGAGAUGGAGAAGGUCAUUGCGGCGCACAAGUAA
Fonsecaea erecta is the source of this 1059-nucleotide messenger RNA. RefSeq lists its product as hypothetical. The transcript is spliced from 4 exons. The record is from RefSeq and is a predicted model, not a curated record. Gene Ontology annotation, cellular component: cytosol; cytoplasm. NCBI's taxonomy places the organism in Eukaryota, Fungi, Ascomycota, Eurotiomycetes, Chaetothyriales, Herpotrichiellaceae. Gene Ontology annotation, molecular function: fructose 1,6-bisphosphate 1-phosphatase activity. Gene Ontology annotation, biological process: fructose 1,6-bisphosphate metabolic process; fructose metabolic process; sucrose biosynthetic process. The coding region runs from base 1 to 1059 and encodes 352 amino acids.